This is a messenger RNA of Cavia porcellus (domestic guinea pig), 1584 nucleotides long. Its product is annotated as histone acetyltransferase p300-like. Gene Ontology annotation, cellular component: transcription regulator complex; histone acetyltransferase complex. NCBI's taxonomy places the organism in Eukaryota, Metazoa, Chordata, Mammalia, Rodentia, Caviidae. Gene Ontology annotation, biological process: positive regulation of transcription by RNA polymerase II. Gene Ontology annotation, molecular function: chromatin DNA binding; histone acetyltransferase activity; transcription coactivator activity. Bases 178 to 678 code for a protein of 166 amino acids. The record is from RefSeq and is a predicted model, not a curated record. The transcript has 4 exons.
GGGCCGCGGUGGCCACCGAGCCCCAGGCCGACCACGCCCGCCCUGGUCCUCUGGAAAGCGCUGGCCUGGCCCUGGGUGGCUUCGGAGUCAUCCUCGAGGUCCCUGGGAGACCCAGCGCCCGGAGCACAGUGUCCACGCGGAUUAUGUCUUGUGUGUCAUCUGCUGUCACAAAAAACCAUGACUUGCCCAAUGGAGAACCUGGGUCUUGGCUUAGACGUUGAGAGCAACAACCAGCAGGCUGCGGCCACCCAGAGCCCAGGAGAAUCGCACCGCCUCAGCAUCCAGCGCUGCAUCCAAUCCCUGGUCCACGCCUGCCAGUGCCGCAACGCCAACUGCUCCCUGCCCUCCUGCCAAAAGAUGAAACGGGUCGUACAGCACACCAAGGGCUGCAAACGGAAAACCAACGGCGGGUGCCCCAUCUGCAAGCAGCUCAUUGCCCUCUGCUGUUACCACGCCAAGCACUGCCAGGAGAACAAGUGCCCUGUGCCGUUCUGCCUCAACAUCAAGCAAAAGCUCCGGCAACGGCAGCUGCAACACAGACUGCAGCAGGCCCAGAUGCUGCGCAGGAGGAUGGCCAGCAUGCAACGCACCGGUGUGGUGGGGCAGCAACAGGGCCUGCCCUCUCCAACUCCUGCCAGGGAGCAGCAGACCAGUGAUCUGUCCUGUGGCUGGGAGUGAGUUCCUCACCCUCAGAAGAGAGGAGCGCCUCUAGCUCCACUCUCCCCAUCCAUCCCUGGGGGCCGCCGGCCGCUGCCUCUGCACCUGCCAUCAGUGUGAGGACUGAGUGGACCUGAGCUGGCCUGCGCAGUCUGCCAGAAGUAUGUCUUGCGUGUUACCAGCGACCUCCCUAAACUACACGAGCACCCGAUGGAGAAACAAGGCCACGAUUAGAUGAUGAGAGCGGCAGCAAGCAGGAUGCGGCCACCCAGAGCCCAGAAGACUCUCACCGCCCGGGCAUCAGCUGCCACUUCCAUGCCUGGUCCCAAGCCUGCGAUUGUCCCAGUGCCAACUGGGCGCUACCUCUUUGUGGGAAGAUGAAGUUGCUUGGCCCACAUAUCCAGGCCUGCAGGAGGAAGGGCCAAGCCCAGCGCCCUGAAUGCCACAGGUUCUCUGCUGCUACCCUUCCAAGCCCUGCCUGAAGUUCACCUGCCCUCUGCCGUUUUGCUUAAAAAUCAAGCUAAGGCUCUUCUUCCAGCCGCAGCAGCACUGGUGGGAGGCGGGGCAUCCCGUACCCCGCUGGUGUAGAGGGGCAGCAACAGGACCUUCCCUCCCACACUGUCAAUCCUGUCACUCUAGCCACGCCACGGGGCCACACGCAGGGAGCCCGCAGGGGCCACAGCUCGGCCCUUCUGGCGCCUGACUGGUGACCCUCCAACAGCCGGCUCAGCCACCCCUUCCCGCCCCCACGCAGCUGCAGGCUCUGUUCUUGCUCUGGCUGGGCCCCCAGCCCCGUCCUUGUGUGUGUGCUCCGCUGUGCACCAGGCCAAGGCCCAGGGCUGGAGCCUUGGCUGGUCCUGACUUGCACCUCUGCUAAAUUUUCCUUUUACAUUUAAAUGUAUAAAAACACAUAACAGUUAUUAUUUA